Messenger RNA from Cavia porcellus (domestic guinea pig), 5393 nucleotides. It is a transcript of the gene Myrip, whose product is annotated as myosin VIIA and Rab interacting protein. Gene Ontology annotation, biological process: intracellular protein transport. The coding region runs from base 895 to 3393 and encodes 832 amino acids. Gene Ontology annotation, cellular component: cortical actin cytoskeleton. NCBI's taxonomy places the organism in Eukaryota, Metazoa, Chordata, Mammalia, Rodentia, Caviidae. Gene Ontology annotation, molecular function: myosin binding; small GTPase binding; actin binding. The record is from RefSeq and is a predicted model, not a curated record. The transcript is spliced from 17 exons.
GGAGGAAGGUGCAAGAAGCUGUGGACAGGAAAUCGCGUCCCGCGCGUGGCCGUGAGCGCGCGGGAGAUAUUUAAGAAGCCCUAAGCCUUAGUGCAGGUGGCUCCAACCCCAGGACUCCAGGGAUCAGACCCGCGGUGCAGGUGCUCCCCCAUGUCAGGGCCAGGCGUGACUUCCCGCGCCCGCGAUGCUAGGGAUGGUAGGGGGAAGGCCCUGCUGAGCCUGCCUGUGCCUCUCUUGUGGACGGAGUUAGACCUCACUCAGUGGACGCCGCACAAGGAGCGCUAGCGCGCGACCACGCGGGUCACUCCGUGACCACAUCUGGUUCAGGAGCCGGAGCAAGGGCAGAAGCGGUGCGCAUCUGGACAGCGCAGACACCGUCAAGGCAGAGCGGACGUCCGCGGGGUGCACUCUUCGGGUCCUCCCUCCGGGGGCGCGGCCUGCCCCGGCGAGCUGGUGGCUGGGGCCCGGCAAGCAGGUCUGGCGCCACCCAAGCAGAGGGGAGCGGCUGCAAACAGCUCCCUUGGCCUUGCGUUCAGUCCAUGAACAGCCCUUUCCGCGAAGACGCCGGAUCCUCGCAGGCCGAACCCCUUCCUUUCCGAGCUCCCUGCCGAAGGGCCGCCUUUCCCUCUGCCUUCCCACUGCCUGCGUUUCCCCGCACGCAGACACCCUAGGACUCUGCGGACACCGAGGUCGCCGGUGCAGCCCACAAAGCUUCAUGCCCAGGAGUGCGCGGACCCUACAGACAAACCCACCCGGUGCUCCAGCCCACCGGGCCGCACUGUGUGGAGCCCCGGGGACCCCGUGAUGUAGCCGGUGCCGCGGCAGCCGCGGCGGGCCAGGAGACUCGGACUCCAGCAACGGUCUCCGUCCACCGCCUGUAUUUGGCACUGAGCCAUGGGGAGGAAGCUGGAUCUGUCCGGUCUUACAGACGACGAGACGGAACAUGUUCUCCAGGUGGUGCAGAGAGACUUCACUCUCCGCAAGAAGGAGGAAGAGCGUCUCAGCGAGAUGAAGCAGAAGCUGGAGGAGGAGGGCAGCAAGUGCAGCAUCCUGGCCAAGCACCAGAAGUUCGUGGAGCACUGCUGUAUGCGCUGCUGCGCACCCUUCACCUUCCUGGUCAACCCCCGGCGCCGCUGCGGGGACUGCAAGUUCAAUGUCUGCAAGAGCUGCAGCUCCUUCCUGAAGCCUGAGAAGGCCUGGGUCUGCUGCGUCUGCCAGCAAGCCAGGCUCCUGAGGACGCAGUCCCUGGAGUGGUUCUAUAGUAACGUGAAGAGCCGCUUCAAGCGCUUCGGCAGCGCCAAGGUCCUCAACAACUUGUACCGGAAGCACCGGCUAGAGUCUGGCGUGGGCUUCGAUGUCCUAGCAGGAGGCUUUCUCGAGUCCCACCUGGAGAAUGAGGGAAGCGCCUCAGGCAGCGACUCCACCUUUUACCGGCAGUCAGAAGGACACAGCAUGAUUGACACCUUGGCGGUGGCCCUGCGUGUGGCAGAGGAGGCCAUUGAGGAAGCCAUCUCGAAGGCGGAAGCCCACGCAGACAGCCUGGACAAGCAGAACGAGGCCACUUAUCUGCGGGACCACCGAGAGGAGCUCACUGAGGAGCUGGCUGCCACGAUCCUGCAGAAGAUCAUAAGGAAACAGAAGAGCAGGAGCGAGCAGCACAGGGAGGAGGAGCCCGAGUGGCCACUGCUGCGGGACUGCAGCGCGAAGGAAGAGGAUGAAGGCCACAAGGCAGCCCUGGGAGACCCCCGGGUGCCCACAGCGCUCUGGAGGUCACAGUCUGCGUUCGUGUUCCCAGGAGGAGACCCGGGGAAGACUCCUUCCCUGGAGGCUGUGGUGAGGCAGCGCCCUGGGCAGCCGUGUGCCCUGCCCGGCUGGAGGAGCGUGGACGGACUGGAUGGAACAGGUGCAGCCCCAGUUCUCCAGAGCCCCGAUGGGAACUGGGUGGCCCUGAAGGAUGGCGCAGCACCCCCUGCACACCUGCUGGCCACGCGGAAGAGUGCGACUCUGCAGGCCCUGGAGGUGACAUCCCGAGCAUCAUCUGCAUAUGAGGGGCUGGGCUCUGACAGUGAGGAGGACUUUGACUGGAGCAUGGCCUUGGGAGAGCUGUGUCUACAGCCCCAGAGUAGCAACCACGGCCCCCUGGCUGCCUCUCCCUCUCCGGCAGCCUCCCCCAACCCUGAAGCCAUGGGCUCUGACUCUGAGUCCUCCGCUGGCUGCUCCCAAGACUCAAGGCACGGGGCCAGGCCCUCCUGGCCACCCAGGAAGGCUCCCUGGAAUCCUGCAGCAGAAAGGGUGCACCUGCAGGGCGAGCUGGACGUGAACUUCAACCUUCAGGCCGCCGGUGGGAACACCUCAGACAGUAGUGAGCCUGAGGAGGCCCCCCAUGAGAUGGACCAGCAGGCCAGGCGGUGGCACAGGGCAUGCCUGGACCCCAAAGAGCAGUGCACCCCUGAUUCCCACGCUGUACACCCCCACGUACACCAGGUUCCCAGCAAUUUGUCAGAGACUGACCUGAGCAACGAGGCUGCAGACUCCCGGACCAGCAUCGACACAGCCGAGGAGAAGCAGAGGAGCCGGCUAUAUGAGCUGGCCAUGAAGCUGAGCGAAAAGGGGACAUCUUCCGGGGAGGACCCCGAGUCUGAGCCCAGGACAGAGCCUGAGGACCCGAAGGAGGGCCUGUCCUCAGAGGAGAGCACUCGCAGUGUCCAGCAUGAGCUGAGGAAGAAGUAUUCUGCUGUUUCUCUCUGCAACAUCUCCACAGAAGUCCUGAAAGUCAUCACUGCCACAGAGGAGCUGAUCGCAGAGUCCACGGGGCCCUGGGAGCUCCCGCCGGUUGCCGCUGGCACAGAGGAGAGGACAUUUCCUCUCGGGACCAACCAGGCAAGGCUGGAGGAGCAGCUGACCUCCCUGGAAGAGAACGUGUACCUGGCAGCAGGAACGGUGUACGGGCUGGAGGGUCAGCUCACCGAGCUAGAGGACGCCGCCCGCUGCAUCCACAGCGGCACGCAGGACACUGAGCUGGCGGAGCUGGAGGACCAGGUGGCCUCGGCCGCUGCACAGGUGCACCAUGCAGAGCUGCAGAUUUCGGAUAUCGAGAGCCGGAUUUCAGCCUUGACCAUUGCAGGCUUGAACAUAGCGCCUUGCGUGCGCUUCACGAGGAAGCAGGAGCAGAAGCGAAGGAGUCAGGUGCAGACCAUAGACAGCUCCAGGCAGCAGAGGAGAAAGCUGCCUGCCCCGCCAGUGAGAGCUGAAAACACUGAAGCAUGCUCGGUGACCACGGUGAAAACAUUCAACCGCAACUUCAUUCUCCAAGGCCCGGCCAGCAGACCAGCAGAGAGCAGCCCACAGGACCUGACGGAAAGCUCAGUGUAUUCCCAAACGCAGACUGCAUAGAUCCCUUUCCAGUGACCACAGUGCCGAAAGGUACCCUGUGCACAGGGGGGCUCAGGACAGUGCUCGUGUUGCCCGCAGGAGCCAGUGCUGGAGUCCGCUGGGAUGUACUGAUGCCAUGGAGCACACUGCCAUGACCACUGCCCGGCCCACACGACAGUGCCUUGACCAACAGCCAUGAACCCUCGGGGGUCCACCGGGGAGAGGCCCAGGAGGCCGCGGUGACAGAGACCCAGGCCGCCGUGGACCCAGGCAGCCGCCCUGCUCACUUGGCCUCUGGCUCCAAAUCCAGCCCAGCACCAGCGCUGGCCUCCCCAUCCGCUUCGCUGCUGUGUUGUCCUCGGGAUGCUCUUUGCUUCGUCACUUCAGUUCAGCCGGAUGCUGUGUCAGCACGGUCCCAUGGGAAACUGUUGAGGGGAGGGAGGCGGGCACUGUCACCUAACAUCACCAGUGCUCACUGACCUGCCACAGACGGCUGGGCUAACAAAUGCCAGGGAAGCGAGGUGGGCCCUGCGCCAAGCCCCGGGCACAGGUGACAUGGGGCCUGCCCUCAGCCAUCCCUGCAAGGCUGGGAGUGCCACAGGGCUUGCUUUGCUGCUCCUGGUUGCAGCUGGGAGUGAGGGGCCAACUCGCCUGGGCCAGCCCGGGCCCAUGCAAAACAUGUCACGCUGCAGCUUGAGUUCUUCUGGAGGCUGGGGCCAGGGUUCGAGGAUAGUCACCAUCACUUCCUCCUUGGGCCCUGUCUGGAGUCACCAUAGCUGUGACCACACCAGAAAGAGGGCUGGGUAAACAACAUAGGACCAAGAUGACAACAGCUUGUCCUCAAGAAUUUAGGUCCCAAUUAAUAGUCAGCAAGGCAGCAAAAUGGCCUUCAAGACAAAGGUGGGAAAAGGAGAAAGAGCCUUCAAAAAGCAUGCACUUCGGGAGAAGCAAGGACAGUGUAACCAACAGGCCCACAAGAGGACGGCUGUGGUCUAUCUGCAGCGGCUCAGAUGCCUGUGGAUGGAGAGGGAGUGUCACUCAGCUAAGUGGGUGUUGGACACAUUUUUUAAAUGCUUGCCCCUGAUAGAUUGUGACUCUAGAGAAGGAAGAGGAGGGGUAAAGGAGUAGGGAGACAGCGCUUAUCGGGUGUGGCCAGGAAGAGGCAGCCUUCUCACUUUGAUCCUUAACCCUCUGCUGUAGGCAAACCCACUUCUCAGAUUUGAAAACCAAAGCCCAGAGAGGUCAGUGUUUUCCAGUGUCACACCCAUAGGCUCAGUGAGUGGCAGGAAUGCCUCACAGAAGCCAGGCUUUGUUUCCAGACCCUGUUCCUUUCCCUUCUCUGCGUCCCCAGACCUGAGCUGCUGCCAGCUCGUGUGUGAAAUUCACUGCAGGCCGGCUCUGCUGGUCUGCGAAUGUGUCUUGCUCACGCUCUGUGUGUGUGUGUGUGUGUGUGUGUGUGCACCAGCCGAAGCCAUGCCUUUGAACAAGUAAACUUCGGCUUUUUGUUCUGUUGGUGUGUUUCAAAGCAAAACGAAACAAAAAAACUAAUUUUAAAAACACAACAACAAAAAAGAUUUUACUUCCAAAUAGAACGUUUUCUUUAAGAGGCAUGAAAAGCAACUAUUGUUGUGUUACAGUGUUAAAAUACUCAGUUUUCUUGACAAAAAAAAAAUGUGUACUGUGUAAGCCUUGCAAAAAAAAAAAAAGAAGAAGAAGCCUGCUCUAUGGCAUUUGAAUUUUUAUAAAGGCUUCCUUGUGCCAAAUAAGUGCAAAGAUUUAAUUUACUAUUUAACAACCAUAAGCAUACGUUAUAGUUCCAGAAGAAUUAUUUUGUCAUCAAGUGAUCUUUAGUGUCAAUAUUUAUAUUUAGAUUAAUUUUUAUAAAUGAAAAUAUUUUAGAGGUUUAAGAAAAUAAGGACAGUAGGACAGUAUCUCUGAUGCCUUCUAAGUGUCAUGCUUGCCUUCACGUUAUGUGCACUGUCAACAGAAAUGAUGAAGAAGUAAAGUCAUUUAUGAAAACA